Messenger RNA from Botrytis sinoallii, 192 nucleotides. RefSeq lists its product as uncharacterized. NCBI's taxonomy places the organism in Eukaryota, Fungi, Ascomycota, Leotiomycetes, Helotiales, Sclerotiniaceae. The record is from RefSeq and is a predicted model, not a curated record. The transcript has a single exon. Bases 1 to 192 code for a protein of 63 amino acids.
AUGCCUUUCUUCCGUAUUCGUUGCGCUACUUUUGACUCAAAUGAUGAUAUCCGCAUUUGCCAUUCACCGAGCAUGGACGAUGUUGAUCGUUUUCCCAGAAUCUGGUUGAACUUCGAAGUCUGGCUGAGCACGCCGGCGUCUCCAAGGUUGCAUUGGAAUAUCCAGGGCGACCAGGGCGGCGACCAGGGCUAG